UUGUUUUGUGUCAUAUGACAGCUUGUACUGGACACAGAUUACAGGUCUGGCUGUGCAAAAGUACUAUACAGAUCUGAUGAUGACAGGAUGGUGUUUCCCAGAAUGUACUUUGACCCAGUGGAUCAUAAUUACAUCUACAUAGCUUUGAGAAAUCAGAUUAAACGUGUUGCAGUGACUCAGUGUGGUAUGUAUGGCACUUUAAGAGACUGCAUUGGCAGCAUGGACCCUUUCUGUGGAUGGUGUGGGGUCACAAAAAGAUGCUGUUUGCAGAAGGAGUGUACAGCACCAUCUUGGAUCUCCAUUGCUAAAGAUUCUUUUCAGAAAGAGCUGAUUUCCUUUCAGGUUAUUUCUUUGAUCCCUGGAGAGAUCAAUCUGACUGUAUACCUGCACCUGGAGGCCACAGAAAGUCUUCCUUUAACAUGUACAUUCAAGGCAGGAAGUGUGGAUCUGUGUACUAGCCCAGUUGCACACUUUCCCAGCUGCUCCUGCAAUUUCCCUGAAAAGGACCUGUCUUCUGAUAGACUCAAAGUCACAGUGACAGUCAAUAUUAGUGAUCAGAUCUUCACAGACAGCCUGACACUGAGGAGCUGCCCAAAUAUCACAGAGAAUACACAAUCAGAUGCUCAGUGCACAGCCUGUGUCUCAGCUGGGUGUUAUUGGAACAACAGUGGCAUGAAGUGUACCUGGACUCCUAAAUCUGCACCAUAUGUACACAUACAGGACAUUUGCAAGCAGUCUUCCUCUGAGAAAAACAACAUGGAGGUACAAGAGCGGACGAGACCGCCGGAUAGUGAGAGUCGCACAUAUGGAGGACGCCGGCCUGGGAAAACCCCCGCCCCGCCUCGGGAAUCCCGCCUCCGCCACGAGUAGACUCCGCCGGCCGUCACGCCUCCACAAAACCCCGCACUCAUCCACUUAUAACCCAUUCACCUCACCCUAGCCACAAUAAACCACCGUUUGCGAACAUC
Ictalurus punctatus (channel catfish) is the source of this 968-nucleotide messenger RNA. Its product is annotated as plexin-C1. Gene Ontology annotation, cellular component: semaphorin receptor complex. The record is from RefSeq and is a predicted model, not a curated record. Lineage: Eukaryota; Metazoa; Chordata; Actinopteri; Siluriformes; Ictaluridae. Gene Ontology annotation, molecular function: semaphorin receptor activity. The transcript has 8 exons. Bases 88 to 870 code for a protein of 260 amino acids. Gene Ontology annotation, biological process: semaphorin-plexin signaling pathway involved in axon guidance; regulation of cell migration; regulation of cell shape.